Messenger RNA from Ceratotherium simum simum (southern white rhinoceros), 936 nucleotides. Its product is annotated as olfactory receptor 6C2-like. Lineage: Eukaryota; Metazoa; Chordata; Mammalia; Perissodactyla; Rhinocerotidae. Gene Ontology annotation, molecular function: olfactory receptor activity; G protein-coupled receptor activity. Gene Ontology annotation, cellular component: membrane. The record is from RefSeq and is a predicted model, not a curated record. Gene Ontology annotation, biological process: G protein-coupled receptor signaling pathway.
AUGAGAAACCAUUCAGUAACAACAUUCAUUCUCCUGGGACUAACAGAUGAUCCACAACUUCAGGGUCUGCUUCUAAUUUUUCUAUUUUUUACCUACUUAUUGAGUGUAACUGGAAACCUGGUUAUUGUCUCACUUACAUUAGUGGAUUCUCACCUUAAAACGCCAAUGUACUUUUUCCUGCAAAAUUUUUCCUGCUUAGAGAUCUUAUUCACAUCGGCUUGUGUUCCUAGAUACUUAUAUAACCUAUCAACAGGUGACAAGACUAUUACCUACUGUGCUUGUGCCAUUCAAGCAUUUUUCACUGAUCUUUUUGGAGUAAUUGAAUUUUUUCUCCUGGCCACCAUGUCCUAUGACCGCUACGUGGCCAUCUGCAAACCCCUGCAUUACACCACCCUCAUGAGCAGCAGAGUCUGCAGAAGACUCAUUGUUUGUUGUUGGAUGGCUGGCUUGGUAAUCAUACUCCCACCAUUUAGCUUGAGCCAAAAUCUGGACUUCUGUGACUCUAAUGUCAUUGAUGGCUUUCUCUGUGAUGUAUCUCCCUUCCUGAAGAUUUCAUGCUCAGACACGUGGGUUGUUGAGCAGAUGGUUACAGUCUGUGCUGUGUUGACCUUCAUCACAACCCUUCUUUGUGUCGUUCUCUCCUACAUGUACAUAAUCAAGACUAUUAUAAGAUUCCCUUCUGCUCAGCAAAGGAAAAAAGCCUUUUCUACCUGUUCUUCUCACAUGAUUGUGGUUUCUAUCACCUAUGGCAGCUGUAUCUUCAUCUAUGUCAAACCUUCAGCAAAAGAAUCAGCAGCUAUUAACAAAGGUAUAGCUGUCCUCACUACUUCCAUCGCUCCUGUGUUGAACCCCUUCAUUUACACCUUGAGAAACAAGCAAGUAAAACAAGCAUUUAAGGCCUCAAUCAAAAGAACUGUCUUAUCUUAUAAGAAGUAA